Messenger RNA from Cavia porcellus (domestic guinea pig), 2080 nucleotides. RefSeq names its product NKAP-like protein. Gene Ontology annotation, molecular function: chromatin binding. NCBI's taxonomy places the organism in Eukaryota, Metazoa, Chordata, Mammalia, Rodentia, Caviidae. Gene Ontology annotation, biological process: regulation of gene expression. The record is from RefSeq and is a predicted model, not a curated record. The coding region runs from base 502 to 1668 and encodes 388 amino acids. The transcript has a single exon. Gene Ontology annotation, cellular component: nucleus.
UAGAAAGUCACUAAUUAAACGUAUUUCCAUUGUGAAAUGGCCACAAGUUUCAAAGGAGAAAAAUGCAGGAGCGAAGAUAACAGGGAUCCUUCACCAAGAAAAGAUAAGGCGGCAGUGAGAAUGGGGGACGCAGCGUUAGUGUAAACAAAGGAAGGCAGAAAUGCAAGAAGGAGGUCAGUGUUGCGGCAGCAUUGAACUCUGGUGGCAAACUCCUUGGAUUCUCCUUGGAUUCUCAGGCUGUGGAUCCUGAAAACAGGCUCGUCAUUGUCACUCCGCCCACCUCCGAGUAGAAGCCACCACCAGCCUAGCCGAAGGGGCGCCCCCUGCUGCGCGCCCUGGGUCUUAUUGGGCAACGUGAGGGAAGCGGAAUUUGGAAGCGGACGGCGGGAGCGGAAGCCGCGCGUGCGCGUGCGCGUGCACGCUCGCGUUCCCAGUGCGCCUGCGCGCGGCAGGGUGGGCCCGGUGUAACCGCAGCCUGACUUGGCUACCGAAGCGUGGCCCAUGGGCCGGGUGUCCGGUUGCCGUUCUCCUGAGGGCACCCUUGGCGCCCGGCGACGGUGGCACAGCUCCUCGGGGACCGCGCCACCCCCGUGGGCUGAGUGUCCCCCCACCAGCGGCGUUUCGGGACCUCCCUCUCCCGGCCCAAGACUUCUAUGGAGUGGAGCAGACCACAGCCCUUGCCACCCAGGUAGGCGCUCGGUGUCCGGAGUGCGGGACCCAGGGCAGCGCAGGUACGGGCCCUCAUCCUGCUCUGUCUACUGUGGCGGAUACCGCUUUGCGAGCGACUGGCAGUGGACGCAAGACUACGAGAAAGAGGAGGACAGCUGUUGGCAGAGGAGGCUGAAGAAGAGGGAGAGGAUUGGGGAGCUGGGCGCCCCUGAGGUGUGGGGGCUGUCACCAGAGCCUCCUGAGCCGGAUUCCGAUGAACAGACUCCAUUUGAAGAUGAAGUAAAACAUCAGAAAAGCAGUGACUCAGAAUCCAAUCCCGAAGAAAAGAGGAAGAGGACCAGUUCGAAAAAGAAAAAGAAAAAGCCCUCUAAAAGAAAGCAUAGAAAAUAUUCCGAUAAUGACAAUUAUUCAGAGACUGACACUAAUUCCAGCUCUGAUGAUGAUAAAAAGAGAGUUAGAAAAAGGAAAAACAAAAGGAGAAAAAAACAUGAAACAAAAUCCAAGAGAAAGAGUAAGAGGAUGAAAAAUAUCAAUGACACAAGUUGUAGAAUUUCAGGAGGGAAGUUUCGAAAAAAUAUCUGGAUUGAGCAAUCAAAGACUGCAGAUACCACGAGUUUAUUAAUUGGUCCAGAAGCCCCCAUAGUGUGUACCUCGCAAGAUGAGAAGCCUCUAAGUUAUGGCCAUGCUCUGCUUCCCGGAGAAGGUGCUGCUAUGGCAGAAUAUGUAAAAGCUGGAAAGCGAAUCCCACGAAGAGGUGAAAUUGGAUUGACAAGUGAAGAGAUUGCCUCGUUUGAAUGCUCAGGUUAUGUCAUGAGUGGUAGCAGACAUCGAAGAAUGGAAGCUGUCCGUCUGCGGAAAGAGAACCAGAUUUAUAGUGCUGAUGAGAAGAGAGCCCUCGCAUCCUUUAACCAAGAAGAGAGACGCAACAGAGAGAAUAAGAUUCUAGCCAGCUUUCGAGAGAUGGUGUACAGAAAGACGAAAGGGAAAGAUGACAAGUAAAGAUAUGUUUAUUACACAGCACGACUUUUUACAACAGAAGUUUUAUAAGAUCACUUUAUGCUUGGUAUUAUAAUUCUUUACAGUGCUUUUUGUAUUUUGUUGGCAGGUUCCUCAGGAAAAAGCUACUUUUUGAGAUAUUUAGCAAUUUGGGGGCACAUUGGUUUUUUUCUAAAGUAAUAUGUGCACAUUUUUUAAAAGAUGCAAACAUUACAGGACUAGAGUUACUAAAAAGUGACCCUGUCAUCACAAUCCCUGAAUACCUUCCCCAGAGAAACUUCAUUUUGGUAUUGUUCCUAAUUUUGUGUGUAUGCAAAGACAUUUUGUAGAAUAAAGCUGGCUUUGACUAUUCAAACCCAACUGCUGAUUAAAGAAGACAGGCUUUAUCAAUAAAAUAAGAUUUUUUAAAACUUAA